Molecule: messenger RNA, 1320 nt
Organism: Prosopis cineraria
Lineage: Eukaryota; Viridiplantae; Streptophyta; Magnoliopsida; Fabales; Fabaceae
Product: cyclin-dependent kinase inhibitor 7-like
Exons: 4
Coding region: 374-1054 (226 amino acids)
Biological process (GO): negative regulation of cyclin-dependent protein serine/threonine kinase activity
Cellular component (GO): nucleus
Molecular function (GO): cyclin-dependent protein serine/threonine kinase inhibitor activity
Source: RefSeq, a predicted model, not a curated record
AAUAAAUGAUUCCCUCUCUCCCACAUCCCUCGCCCGCAUUGACUAAGCUAGGCUGAGCUUGAAGCUCGUUUCUUGUUUCAUUUCUCUCCCAUUAAUUCCAACGUCAGCGUCCUUACAUGGCCCUCUUCUAUUCGCUUCUUCUUAAUAACGGCGCCGUCAAAUUCCCCGUUUCGACCCUCCCCCGUCUCUGUUAGCAGAGUCUGGACCACCACCGCCACUAACAAAAACCUACUGCACAAUCCAAACCCUCCCUUCAUGAUCACAAUUUCCUAGUCUCGCCACACGACCCCGCACGCAUAUUCAUCUUGAUCUCCCCUCGUCUCAUCCCCUAUUUUACACCAGCCAGAUCACGAAAGCGUAACCAUUCAAAGACAUGACGAGGAAGUGCCCAAAAGUUGCCCACCUUAACGCUGUAAUGGAGAUGGCUCGAGUGGGUAUGAUCACUGGCUCUCGGGCUGCGUUAGCUGUUGGAGCUGCAGCUUCGUCUGCAAUGACGCGCAAGAGGAGGAAGCUUAGCAGCGACGAACAGCUCAAAUUUUCUGCAGGAUCGUCCUUUCUUCAGCCCAACAGUAGGGGACCGGUCGUUACUCCAUCAGAAACAACGCUAUUGCCGCCGGCGGAGUCAGAGGCACGAUGCAGCAGCCUCCACACCAAUGAAUUCCAGGACUCUUGUUGUUCCAGCAACGGAUCCACUGAGCAAGACGAAGGGAGCAUCAGUUUCUUAGAUCUGGAGGUAGAGAGCGCUCAAGUUGAAACGUCGACGUGUAAUUGCAGCGGCGGCGACGAAAGGAGAGACAUGAGCCUUACGAGCGAGCUCCGAACCCAAUCGGAAGGCAUGGAGUCGGCGGCGAAACCGAAGGAGAAGCUCAUAACGGAGGUGAAUUCCCAUCGUAAAUCCACGGGGAAAAAAAGACCAACAGAAUUGGAGCUGGAAGAAUUCUUCGGUGCCGCCGAGAAAGAUAUUCAAAAACAGUUUGCGGAGAAGUAUAAUUAUGAUGUCGUGAACGACGUGCCCCUGGAAGGACGCUACGAGUGGGUUAAGUUAAAGCCAUAAACAAUCUCUUCUCCCCAGCCAUCAACAAAGAAGAUAACGAUCCAAUCAUGCCACUAUCUGACAUUAUUCUUACGUUUAGUUUAGGUAUUUCAAUUCCUCUUUUGUUUGAUGUACAGAUUGCUUUAUCGUCAGGGACUAGUAGAAUUCUCCUACUUUUGCUCUUUGUACGGGUUAUACGGAGAAGCAAGGUUGCUUAGAAUUGUAAAUUCCCAUGGUGAAGAACAGAGGGUUUGAAUAACAGAAUUCUAGCGUUCAUUUUUCCUUAA